This is a messenger RNA of Camellia sinensis, 1136 nucleotides long. RefSeq names its product protein LIGHT-DEPENDENT SHORT HYPOCOTYLS 5. Gene Ontology annotation, biological process: mRNA transcription; response to light stimulus. The record is from RefSeq and is a predicted model, not a curated record. NCBI's taxonomy places the organism in Eukaryota, Viridiplantae, Streptophyta, Magnoliopsida, Ericales, Theaceae. Gene Ontology annotation, cellular component: nucleus.
GGAACAGCAUCGGGGGAGGGUGGGUCAACGGCUGCCGCCCCACCGCUGCAGCCGCCGAGUAGGUACGAGUCACAGAAGCGCCGCGACUGGAACACGUUCCUCCAGUACCUGAAGAACCACAAGCCGCCGCUGACGCUGGCGAGGUGCAGCGGCGCUCACGUGAUCGAGUUUUUGAAGUACCUGGACCAGUUCGGGAAGACGAAGGUGCACGUGACUGGUUGCCCUUACUUCGGGCACCCAAAUCCUCCGGCACCGUGCGCAUGCCCGCUCAAGCAGGCUUGGGGCAGCCUCGACGCGCUCAUCGGCAGGCUCCGAGCCGCCUACGAAGAGAACGGAGGUCGACCCGAGUCCAACCCAUUCGGAGCUAGAGCGGUCAGGAUUUUCUUGAGGGAGGUGAGAGAAAGUCAGGCCAAGGCUAGAGGGAUCCCUUAUGAGAAGAAGAAGCGGAAAAGGCCGACAACCGUUGCGGCGGCUGUGGUGGUGGAGGAGAAUGAGUCGACGAUGGCGGAAGCUACUAGUACUUCUCAGGUGGGUGACGGUGGCGGUGGUGGUGGUGGGACUGCUGUUCCUAGUGUAUCUUCUACUGCUGCUUCUACAACUACGACAGUAUAGUUUCCACUAAAAUUUCACUUUCUCUAUUUUUUUUUUUUUUAAAAAAAAAAAAUUAAUCUGCUUUUUAAUUGUGAUUAUGAGUUCAUAUAUAACUGGCGAUUCACAUAUCAUUAGCGAAAUUUAGUUAGAAGUUACGAAUGUCUCUCUUUCUUUCUCUAGAAGAACAGACUGACUUCAAGUUCACACUAUUCUCGUUUUAGAAGAUGAUAUGUGGCUAAUGUGAACAGAGAUUCGAGAUGGAGAAGAAAAAGUUGAAGACUUGAGGAGCCAACUUUUUCAUCCGUUUGAUCUUUUUUUUUUUCUUGGCUUUUGUUUGUUCAAUCUAACUCACCACCAGACAGCAUGACCCCACUGUUGCUACUCCAACAUCAUCUUCUUCUCCUUUCUUCAAACCACGCCUACAUUUUACUAUCGUGCCAUCAACAACACUUUCUCUCUUUCCUGUCCCAGCAACUACUUUGAUCAGAUUCAGAAGUAGUAUAUGCAUCAAACUCAUCAUUUUGGAAAAUUUAAAAGAAAAAAAA